This is a messenger RNA of Topomyia yanbarensis, 2665 nucleotides long. RefSeq lists its product as uncharacterized. The record is from RefSeq and is a predicted model, not a curated record. Bases 239 to 1465 code for a protein of 408 amino acids. Lineage: Eukaryota; Metazoa; Arthropoda; Insecta; Diptera; Culicidae. The transcript is spliced from 2 exons. Gene Ontology annotation, molecular function: nucleic acid binding; RNA-DNA hybrid ribonuclease activity.
UACCUGGGGAUGUCACAUUAGGUAUCUGAAACAGAAGUGCCAACAAAGGAUCAACUUUUUCCGUACAAUAACUGGAACAUGGUGGGGUGCCCAUCCAGGAGACCUAAUCAGGUUGUACCAAACAACGAUAUUAUCAGUGUUGGAGUACGGAUGUUUCUGCUUUCGCUCCGCUGCGAACAUACACUUCAUCAAACUGGAGCGAAUCCAGUAUCGUUGCUUGCGUAUUGCCUUGGGUUGCAUGCACUCGACCCAUACGAUGAGUCUCGAAGUGCUGGCGGGCGUUCUUCCGCUGAAAAAUCGAUUCUGGGACCUCUCAUAUCGAUUACUCAUUCGAUGCGAUAUUCUGAACCCAUUGGUGAUUGCAAAUUGCGAAAGGCUUGUCGAGCUUAAUUCUCAGACCCGAUUCAUGUCCUUGUACUUCGAUUACAUGGCACAGAACAUCAAUUCAUUUACAUAUAACGUCAACCGUGCUCAUCUCUUAGAUACUUCUGAUUCAACUGUAUUUUUCGAUACAACCAUGAAGGAAGAGAUUUGUGGAAUUCCGGAUCAUAUUCGCCCACAAGUGGUCCCAAAUAUUUUCUAUAACAAAUACCAUCAAGUCGACUGCGCCAAAAUGUUCUACACUGACGGAUCAAUUCUCGACGGGUCCACAGGCUUCGGUAUCUUCAACGAAAAUCUUGCUGCCUCAUUCAAACUCAAUGAUCCUGCUUCAAUUUACGUCGCAGAAUUAGCUGCCAUUCAGUAUACUCUCGGGAUCAUUGACACCCUGCCCUCAGACCAUUACUUCAUCGUUUCGGAUAGUCUCAGCUCCAUUGAGGCCAUCCGUGCGGCGAAGCCUGGAAAGCACUCACCGUAUUUCCUGGGGAAAAUACGGGAAUAUCUGAGUGCUUUAUCUGAAAAAUCUUACCAGAUUACCUUGGUUUGGGUCCCGUCACAUUGUUCUAUUGCGGGCAAUGAGAAGGCGGACUCUUUAGCCAAGGUGGGCGCAUUAGAAGGCGACACUUACGAAAGACCAAUUUGCUUCAACGAAUUUUUCAGUAUCUCUCGUCAGAGGACGCUCGAUAGUUGGCAAACCUCAUGGAGCAAUGGGCAUCUGGGACGGUGGCUACAUUCCAUUAUCCCGAAGGUAUCAACGAAUGCUUGGUUUAAGGGGUUGGAUGUGAACCGGGACUUUAUUCGUACGAUGUCAAGGAUCAUGUCCAACCAUUACUCGUUUGACGCGCAUCUCCGUCGUAUAGGGCUUGCUGAAAAUAAUCAUUGUGUUUGUGAGAACGGCUAUCACGACAUCGAGCAUGUUGUUUGGCUGUGCGCAGAGUACUGUGUUGCCAGGUCCCAACUAAUAGAUUCCCUUCGGGCCCGAGGUAGAUCACCCUAUGUGCCAGUCCGGGACGUCCUGGCAAGCCGUGACCACCCCUAUAUUUUUCUUAUCUAUAUCUUUUUGAAAACCAUUGAUGUCCAAGUUUAAUACAUUUUACCCUCUCUCAUUCACAGUAGAAUCUCACCAACCUAUCCCUGUAUCUACAAUAUGGCAUUGCUUCACGAGUCUUCGGUGCACACUCUUCUUGAUAACCGUCUAUCCAGAACAUCAUGACAUACCGCACAUGCAGAUGAUAUAGAGUGCCAAUAAUUAUCCGAAAUAUCGACCCUCCCCUCGCCCCUGCGAUUACAGGCUGGAAACUACAACACUACAACAAAGUGUGCAUAUCCGCCACAAUGAUCAAUCAGCAAACGACGAUGUCAAUUACACAAUAUGUAUCCCAUUUCCUACCUUUUUCCUUUACUUACAUAAGAGGGGAGUAAGCCGCCCCUAAAUACGGCUUUCCCUUCCCCCACUAACAUGUGACAUGUAAUAUAAAAAAAAUGAAUUAUCGGCCUCGUUAAGCUACAGCAUUUGGGCCUAAAUAAACGUAUUUUAAGAUAAAAAAAAAACCGUACGCCCGUUUCUGUCAAAAAUGUAAGUUUAGCCUUUAUAUUCCAUAUGAUAAGAAGGGCCUAAGUCGAAAUCUCGAAGAAAAUGCAUGUUUCGCCGUUUUGUUUUCUUUAAUUAUAAAUCGAACUAAAAACCAUUUUAACUAAUUUUCACCUCAAUCUUUUAGUAUUUUUGUCGCAUAAUGUCAUAAUAACGAAAACGCAGUUUGUUUACAUUAGCGAUUUAAGCCCUAAUGAAAGAUCUAUGUCGAUAGGUAGAUAGCAGGACUGUACACGGUAAAAAAAUGUCACGUCUAAUUCAAAUGAUGUUGCACUUGAAUCAGUUUAUCAUGUAUCACUAACAAUUGAAGUGAUUUAGCAUUGAUUUUCUAAGGAUUUAUAACUCGUAUCAGAAUGACCUGGUCUUUGAAAGCUAUUCAAUAGAAAUGAUCUUUAAAUUGAAAUGAAUAUCCGAUGAAUUCGCACCACUGUACUAAUCUAUUGAAUUUGAGUGGUUCCAUCUUUAAUUACAAGUGUCAAAAGAGUCAAAACACUAAAGUCUUUAAUCGACUACAAACGUAUGCUCGGAAAUAGGAGUAAAAAUGGAAAACUUGCAUUUCCAAAGUAAUGUAGAACGUAUUCAUUUCCUGAACACGGACAUAAUCUAUCUGCCAAAUGACAACUGAAAAGGCAGCAACAACUUCGAACCCCCGCAGAAGAGUUCCGCCCACUAGACGUCGUCACCUACACCGCGGAC